GCUUACUAACGCAUUUUGUGAUUAUUUUUUUAUUUUUCUUAGGAAAAAUAUUUAAAAUGGCGUACAGCUAUAUUUUAUUUGCAUUUCUUCAGGUGUUGUGUUUACAGCAUGUCUACUCCCAAGCCAUCUUCCCAAACACCUGCGGCUGCCCAUCUCAGGUCUCUGUGACCAAAACUAGUAUCCAGAACCCCGUAAUCGUCAACCCACCGUGCCAACAAGUGGUCGCACCGUGCCAGCAAGUCAUCGCACCUUGCCAGCCUGUGUGCCAGUGCCAGUCCGUGUGUCAGGCUAGCUAUCCAGCGGUUAAUGUUGCCACGCCUUUUGAUGUCAACUGCGUAGCUUCGUAUGGUAUACCAUCCGCGACUAUUAUUCAGGAUGACUCCGUAGCCAAUAACUUAGCCAACGCCCUCCAGCUCCUGAUCGUUAGCAACCUCCUAGGUAACACUCUACCUCCUAACGAUCUGCUGCUGGGCGCGCCCUUGCUUGGGCAACCGGCGUUACUUGGGCAACCGGCGCUGCUGGGGCAACCAGCGUUGCUUAGGCAACCAGUUGUGCCAGGGUUACUGGGCUGCGGAUGCGGCUUAGGUUGUGGUUGUGGUGAUUGCUGUAUUUUUUAAGUUUUUUUGUAUUAC
Molecule: messenger RNA, 632 nt
Organism: Cydia strobilella
Lineage: Eukaryota; Metazoa; Arthropoda; Insecta; Lepidoptera; Tortricidae
Exons: 3
Coding region: 57-617 (186 amino acids)
Source: RefSeq, a predicted model, not a curated record